Daldinia caldariorum is the source of this 1762-nucleotide messenger RNA. RefSeq lists its product as uncharacterized. The record is from RefSeq and is a predicted model, not a curated record. Gene Ontology annotation, biological process: regulation of transcription by RNA polymerase II. NCBI's taxonomy places the organism in Eukaryota, Fungi, Ascomycota, Sordariomycetes, Xylariales, Hypoxylaceae. Gene Ontology annotation, cellular component: transcription regulator complex; PcG protein complex. Bases 121 to 1704 code for a protein of 527 amino acids. Gene Ontology annotation, molecular function: RNA polymerase II cis-regulatory region sequence-specific DNA binding; DNA-binding transcription factor activity, RNA polymerase II-specific. The transcript has 4 exons.
AUAUUCUAACUUUGCGCGGCGAUUCACAAAAUACUUUUUGACUCGAUAUUAUCGUGAAUCUAACUGACUAGUUUUACUUAUUGCAAAACUAGCCGCCCCCUCCCCUCCACAACCGCCAGAAUGGCUCUUACUGCACAGACACCGGACCCCCAGCCCUGGGGACGGUAUUUUCCUCAGCAGCAAAAUGCAGAUUAUCUGAUGGUCGAUCCGUCAGGCUUCAUACCAUAUUCUCAGGGCCAGACGAGCGCCGCACCCAUUCACCGAUCGGACAUGCCUACACAGUUCCUGGUAGGAAAUUCGUAUGCCGUGACCAGCCCGCAAGCACCGCAAUACCCGGCCGGCAAUCACUUCAUGUUCGGUUCAUACACGCCUCCGUCCCCUCCCGUUGUACCGUCUUACAAGCACUAUCAAGAGGAGUGUCCACCUUUGCGUACGAUAUCCACUGAUGCUGGAGGAGUACAAGUUGGGUAUCAAAGGGACCCAUACCGAACGAAUCCGGUAGAGCCAGAGGGAAAAGCACAUAUCAAGUACGAGCCACAGAUUGAAAUCAAGCGAUCCCCCUCCCCAUCUCCUCUUAUUAUAUCAAAAACCGUUGCCCGCAAUGCCAUCGAAGAUGAAGCUAGCGAAGUGAUAUUCCAUACGGAAAUAGACAACUUAAUGAAGGCAAUCCAGUUGAAGGGCACCAAGACCAACGAGGAACCCAGCUCUGUGGAGGCUUUCUACCCUUCUCCUCCGCGCCAGGAUGAGGAAAAAUUCAACUUGCGCAGGAAGUCUUGUAGCCCGGAAGGUAAAAGCUCUAAUACUACAAGUGGCCGCGGCGGGAAACCCCGUCAGAAGCGCUAUGUCUGCGACUUCAAGGGAUGUGGGAAACGAUGUGCUCAGAAAACCCAGCUUGAAACGCACAUGCGAGCCCACACAGGAGAGAAGCCUUAUGUAUGUAAAGAGCCUGGAUGCGGUCUAGGGUUUAGCCAGAGAGGUAACUUGAAGGCACACAUUCGACAACACACCGGCGAGAAGCCAUUUCAGUGUGAUAUUUGCAAGAAGUCUUUCGCUCAGCUUGGGAACGUAAAGCCGCAUAGAAACACUCACUUCCGUACCAAGCCUUUCGUCUGCAUGCUUGACGGGUGCCCGAAGACCUUCAGUCAGCGGGGAAAUUUAAAAACUCACCAUAACGCGUAUCACAGAGAGACCAUCAAAAGGCUGACGCAGAGGGUCCGCAACAUGACCGGUAGCGAGGAGCUAUCCGCAGAAGAGCAGAUCAUCUUCAAACACUUCACCGAGCUGUACAAGAACCUCAACAAGGGCAUCAAAGGCCGAGGACCUGGCCGCAAAGUCAAGCUCAGAAACCCAAGCUCGACAACGCCGAGUACUUCGCAACAACCUCACCGACCCCAGCCUCCGCCGCUUGCCCAGCAGCACAGCAUGUACCAGCUGCGCUGCGCUGCCCCGGACGGCCUCCCCUACCAGGAGAGCUUCGGAGAAUGCAGCAGCAUGCCGAGGGGUGCUCUCCCCAGCAACAUGGUGCUCCCACAACACCAGCAACAACAACAGCAACAACAACAGCAACAAACUGCUUAUGGUCAAUAUGACAUAGACCAGUCUAGCAUCGCCUCCAGCGAAACUGCGACCGCUUCCAGCAGUCCUAGCAUGGUGCACGAAGACCACUACGGCCGUGCGUUUUCUACCCACCACAGAGGUUACUAGAACCCUCCCCCGCGCGGCAUUCCCCGUUACGGGGGAACCCGUGCAAAUAUCACGUCUU